Diprion similis is the source of this 2057-nucleotide messenger RNA. Its product is annotated as palmitoyltransferase ZDHHC16B. Lineage: Eukaryota; Metazoa; Arthropoda; Insecta; Hymenoptera; Diprionidae. Gene Ontology annotation, cellular component: Golgi apparatus. The coding region runs from base 23 to 1120 and encodes 365 amino acids. Gene Ontology annotation, molecular function: palmitoyltransferase activity. Gene Ontology annotation, biological process: protein palmitoylation. The transcript is spliced from 6 exons. The record is from RefSeq and is a predicted model, not a curated record.
AAAGACAUUCGAAUAGUAGAGAAUGUCGAAGAUACGAUGGUCACUCGCUGGUGCUCCGACAGCUUUGAGGUUAGGCGUAAAAAAGAAAUGGUUUCGACUUCAAAUCGUGGUUAAGUCAUUAUUUUACAAUCACUUUUUGGACUGGGGUUACGUAUGCGACGUUUUAAUGGAACCGAUGUUCUGGUUCGUUGAUAAUUUCGCUGGGUGGCUGGGUCCUUUGUUCGUAGUAAUGGUGACCUUGUUGACUGCAUCCAUCGUCGCAAUUGCCUAUUGGAUAGGGCUGCCCUAUUGGUGGGAUAAGAGUCCAGCGAUGACUGUAGUAUUGAUAUUAAUAGGGAAUUGGUUACUACUAAACGUCAGCUUCCACUACUACAUGGGCGUCGCUGUUCCUGCCGGGUACCCUCCCAAAGGAGAACUCAUUCCAGAGGCUGUCAGUAUUUGCAAAAAGUGUAUCAAGCCAAAACCACCGAGAACACAUCAUUGCUCCGUAUGCAAUAAAUGUGUUCUGAAGAUGGACCAUCAUUGUCCGUGGCUGAAUAACUGCGUCGGACAUUACAAUCACAGGCAUUUCUUUCAAUAUAUGGUCUUCACGGUUGUUGGAAUUUUAUUCAUUAUGAUAUUCGGAGUAGAGAUUGCCUAUCAAGAAUUCUUUCCAGAACAGGAACCUGAUUUGGAAGGACAUCCUGUACGGAUAAAUAACUCUCUCAUCAUUCCAGUGACGGAAAGUCUGGAUGAUUUGAGUCAAGAAGAGCUUGACGAAAUUGCGCGACAGGCUGCCAUAGCGAACAUGAAAGAUUGGAAACGGAGAGCAAUAAUUUAUGCCGCAAUGAUAAGUCUGGGCACAUUCGGAGCAUUAGGAGCUUUGGCCUGGUGGCAUUCCGGCCUAAUCACGAGGGGAGAAACAAGCAUUGAAGCCCGAAUAAAUAAAACUGAGUCCGAAAAGUAUAAAGCCAAAGGUUGGGAGUAUCAGAACCCAUACGACUUUGGACCUAGAGAGAAUUGGAGAAUAUUUUUAGGGCUGAAUGGAAGAAGUUGGUGGCACAUUCUUUUCCCAUCCACACAUGGGCCCUAUGGAGAUGGCCUUACAUGGAACUCAAUUCACGAUGCAAAAAUGUCAUGACACACUCAGUUUGAUUACAUUGCGGCAUCACUUGAGAUUAAUCGUUUAGUUCGUUGACUACUUUAUUAAAAUUCACUUAAUAAUCUAGUCAAACUUUGUAGUAUUGUCAUUGCGAUCACAGGACUAGUAUUCAAUAGCUAAAAUCAGCUAUAAAACAGAAUAAAAAAGUCUUAACGAUGCGAAUGUCUGGGUAGGGGUAAAAUCUUGGAAGUGUCAAUAUUGCGAAAUUUCAAAUAUGUGAAAAUCAAAUAUCGAAAGAUGAAUUGUUCGAAAUCUUGAGUCAAAAAUCAAGAUUUCGAACAAUUCAUCUUUUGUUAUUUUAUUUUCACAUGUUUGAAAUUUCGAUAUAUCGGCUAUUCGCAAUAUUGACCCUUCCAAGUUUUGACUCCACCCGAAUAUCUGCGUCCAAGUCCAACUUCAGACUGUUACGUGUUCUUCAGGUUUUACUUUAGAUAAAAUUAAUGCAUCAAGUUGUUAUUUUUACAUAUUUUUACUCGUCGUUACAAAAAUUGGUGGCACAAUAAAUAUAAGUAUACAGAAAUUUUCUACACUGCUUCGUAAACCUACUUUACUAGUUUAUAAUAAUAAUAAUAUUCUGUAAAUGCUCGAAUGCUGAAAGCGUUGUAUUUAAUUAUUAUAGUUUGAUAUGCGUAAUACUUGAUCAUAUGUUACAAAUGCUGGCAUAGCUAUCGGAGGACUAAUAAAAUUCAGAUUUUAAAAGAAUUUGAUGUAGCUACUAUCAUGAGAAAUAGAUUUUUCUUACGUGAAAUUCUCUUUAUUAUCACUGUUAUUAUUAUCAAAUCAGAUUUAAGCUUCAAUCACUCUUAGGUUCUUUCAAUUGUCGAUUCAACUACUUCAUUCAUAUAAUCACAAUUAUUAUACAUUGCUAUGUGCUAACGGCAUCCAUCUGUAAUCUAUAAAGUACUAUAUCAAUCUA